UAGUAGUGGGGCGCUGUCCGCUAGCGGGUGAAAAUAGAAAAGAAUGUUUUUGGAAUCCAAUUGGACUUGGUUGGUCGAACGAUGGGGCAAUAUGGCCGACUUGGCCGAGCGGGUGGACGAUCUGAUAUGCAGUUUUGACUCGACUGGUGACACGACCAUGGAUACGUUGUCGAUGCUGAUGUUCGGCUGGAUGUUGUUCGGUUUGGUGGUACUGUGCGUCGGCCAAUAUAUUUACAAUCGGUUCGUUGUAAACGAGAUCGUUUCUGGGACAAUAGUUACCGCCAAGGACGGCCAUAUCGUUCACGGUGAUAGCGUGAGUGUCGGUGGUGGUGGUGGUGGUGGUGGUGGUACCGGUGGUGGUGGAGGUGGCGGUGGUAGUGGCAGCAAGUUACUUUCGCUUGGCAGGCAAAAAAAUCUUUCAUCGGGCUCGGGAGGAUCAUCUGGGGCCGGGGCAGGUGGUGGUGGCGGCGCCGGUUCCGGAUCAGUUGCACCCGUCAAUCAUCCGGCCGGUGGCGGUACCGGUGGCGGUACCGNCGGCCUCGUUUCCGGUACCGGACCCUCGCCCUCGGCUUACGUUCCACCGACGCCUCCUGUGCGCAAACGUCUCACCGCCAGGAAGACAUCCGGUGUUUUCGUCAGUCCUGCCAGGAGCACAAGAAGUUUGCAUCUACCGACCGCCACCGGUGCAGAUCCCGAUGCUGUACGCUGGGUUAACGAGGUCAUCGUUUGGCUUUACUGCGACCCGGCCAUUCUCGACGUUCUCUUGGCCGAUUGGGUCGUGUCUCUCAAUCAAUUUACCGCAAAUUCUGUCGACGAGCACGGAGUUGGAGUCGAGUUUGUUCGCGUUUUACCUGAAACACACCCGCCGAAUCUCUCCAACAUCUUUUGCGAGUGCGACUCCAAGGACGACGUGACGAUCACGUGCGAUUGCGAAGCUACUCCAGCGUUACAGCUGAAAGCGUCCCGCCGGAAAGCUGAUAAACUGGAAGUCAGUCACUAUCGAGUGAACGUAAAUCGUUUCCGCGCGCGAUUAAACGUCAUUUGCAUCACCGAGAAGCUGCUUCUCGACUUGAAAUGCGACGGUUGGCCGGAUGUGAAAGUAUCGUUGGCCCAAGUGGGCACAAUAAAGAAAGAUUUGGACGAGAGCCAGUUGCAGGAAGUUGUAACGGAAAUCGUAAUAGGCGCGUUAAGGGGGAUCAAUGUUCAUCUGAAUUUAUUCGAAUAUCCGAGCUGUCCGCGGUUAUGGAGGGAACCGGCCACUACGCAACCCAUCUUUUCGAUGCCUAUGCAUUACGACAGCAUGAACACGUCGAGUGGUUCGCUUCAAGCCUCGAAGCAACGACUUCAGGCUCAGAGUCAAAUCCCGAUCCAGAAUCAAUAUGUACAGGGUGAAAGACGACUGUUGGUUAAAGUUGUGAAAGCAACGGAAUUAGGCGGCAAACAAGGUGCCGCCGAACCAUACUGCGUCGUCGAAUUAGACGAACCGUCGCAAAAGAAUCAGACCUCUGUCAAGAAAGAUACCAGAAAUCCACUCUGGGACGAAGCAUUUUUAUUUGACGUGAAUCGGAACACGUCGGAAGUGUUGCUGGAAGUUUACGAUCGCGUGAAUAAAUCCCAACGAUUCUUAGGCCUGGGAAUCGUCGGGAUCGACGAGCUGCUUGCUAAUCCCAGCCAGAGACAGAUUAUACCUCUCCAGAAUCGGCCGUACGAGGAAGAAGAUAUUACCGGCACGUUGACCGUCGAGUUUCUGUUCAUCGAGGGUGCGGAGGUGCCUCAAAUCGGGAGCAAACCUUACAAGGUGAAGGAGACGAUAAAGCCGGUGUCACCGACUCCUCGUACCUACACUCCGACAAAUCUCAUCAGCGACAAUAGUCUAAAUUACAACAAUGGUAACAGCACACUUAUCUUGUACGACUCUACCGUUCAAUCCGAAGGGGAUUACCUGACGAACGGGAACGUGGUGGACUCGCCCUAUAGAACUGGCCAAUCGAACGGAAACAAAGGAACUCUGAUCGUGCACAGCCAGCAAAGGCAACCGGAGCGGCAGGUGGUUAAGGUCACCUUAACGGAAAGUGGAAACUGGCAGGAGAUCUCCCCGGAGCAUGGACCGAAAGACACUAGCGCAACAUCGGGACCAGAAAGCACUCCGAAUUCUUCAAAUUCCGAAGAAAGAGGCAGAACAAGAAGAAAACGACGAGACUUCUUCGGUACGAUAAAAAAACGACUGAGUCGAUCGAAAACAAGAAGUAGAUCGGUGGGACCAGAAGGUGACUCGAGUCACGAGGAUCAACACUCUAGAUCAAUAUCGGCGGAUAGAGCACGUGAUCCUGGCUCGGCUCGUUUAUCGAUACCAGGAAGGGAAGAGCAUUCGAGGCGAUCGAGUUUGAGCGAGGCUUCCGGUGUUAGCGGAGCGUCGGCCAGAACUUAUGUUAACGAGGCUUCCACCUUAGUUCUCGAGACUCUCGAGAACGGUAUCAAAAAACAUUACCUAGUACCAUUGUCGCUCGCACAGAAGAGCAAAUGGAGGAAGAAGGGCACGAAGCUGCACAUAUUCAACGAUCACACUUUCAUAGCGAAGCACAUGCCCGGCGGUACGGUGUGCGAGGUUUGCAAACGAACGCUCGUACGACGAUUGGGCAAACAAGGCUACGAGUGCAGAGACUGUCAAAUGAAAUGUCACAAGCAUUGUCACGUUAAAGUGGAUAUCACGUGUCCCACGUCGACCAUUCAGAGCAUCGAAUUAACGUGCAUAAAGGUUCCCGAGCUCGAGCGAAGAUCAAGCAGCCGCCUCUGCUGACCCAGCGUUGGACGAACGCGUUCGAUAAUCGAGAACGUUCAUCCUGUCUAGGAUCCUGUCAUUUCUCCCCAUUUUUAAACUGUCGUUCAAAUCGCUUCGUACGUAAUCUCACAUUCGCGAGGCGAAUCACGCUGCAUCGCCUCGCAAAUACCAUAGACAAUCGCGCGCGUAACAAAGCCUGCAAGAGUUACUUACGACAAAGCGUAACGAUUGCCUUCCAAGCACGAAGCGCUUUUGAACACCAUAAAGCACCGUUCUGUUAUACCGCUACUCUUACUAUUACGCUUCCCAAUCUAUGCAAAACGAACCCGAACGAGAACGUAUGAUCGCGAAAGCGAAGCAACAAACGAAACGAAACGGAAGAGAACCGAAUCGAUAACUUUCCUUCAGACGCGGAAGAAGAAGAGAAAGAAAAAUGGAAAAAUUUGUUUCACGUUUAGAUAGCGGCGCUAUCUCGAGCAAGAAAUCGAUAAGAUUUCAGAGACGAAUGAUAAAAUAUUAAUCCUCCGAUAUUCAUUUCAUGAAACACUUUUUACGCUCAAAACAAUCGUCCGAUUUUUUAUCGACUUACUUAUACAUGUAUCUACAGUAAUGUUAAGCGACAACAUCGUAUCCCUAUUUCUCCCAAUUUUUCUUUCGUUCGUUUCUCUCGCUCGUUCUUUCAUAGGAACACACAUACACACACAUACAUACGAGAAGCAUUUUCUUUAGAGGGAUACCCGAUGAGAAAUUUCAUGAAAUUACGUACCGGUGAGAAACGAGACGCGUGAAGUCGUGAGGAGAGAGAGAGAGAGAGAGAGAGAAUAUAAUGUCGACGAUAGUGCCUCCAGAUACGAAAGUUCGUCGUGAUCUUUGAAAUAUUUAUCUCGUGGAAAGAAAGAGAAAUAUAUGUAAUACUUUUGACAAUAUUUUCGAUCGCUAUAUGAUGAAUUUCGAUCGAUGAAAACAAAAAAAAAAAAAAAAA
Habropoda laboriosa is the source of this 3761-nucleotide messenger RNA. RefSeq lists its product as uncharacterized. Bases 44 to 2797 code for a protein of 917 amino acids. The transcript is spliced from 17 exons. The record is from RefSeq and is a predicted model, not a curated record. NCBI's taxonomy places the organism in Eukaryota, Metazoa, Arthropoda, Insecta, Hymenoptera, Apidae.